This is a messenger RNA of Sitodiplosis mosellana (orange wheat blossom midge), 2698 nucleotides long. Its product is annotated as membrane-associated tyrosine- and threonine-specific cdc2-inhibitory kinase. Lineage: Eukaryota; Metazoa; Arthropoda; Insecta; Diptera; Cecidomyiidae. The transcript is spliced from 6 exons. The record is from RefSeq and is a predicted model, not a curated record. Gene Ontology annotation, molecular function: protein kinase activity; ATP binding. Gene Ontology annotation, biological process: protein phosphorylation. The coding region runs from base 566 to 2122 and encodes 518 amino acids.
AAACACACAUACACGAAUUUGCGACGCAUAUUUAACACGAACGAACUUGAAAAUUAUCGUUAAAACGUCAUUACAUUCAAACAGUAGAUGUGAAAGUGACGCGACUGACAUUUUCAAAUCAAAAGAAAGGAAAACAGUUGUACAACUGCAGCUACACUGCGUUCAUCGCUUUGUUAUUUAUUGUUUUUUCCAUUAGUUUAUAAUGUCUGCAAUUGUUGCGACAGUAAUUUUGCAUUUAAAUAAUUGCUCGAGCUAAAUCAAAAUUUAUUCACGCGGAAACAUAAAGAACAUUUAAAGUUUGACUUUGCCAAAAUAUACUUAGAAUGUGAACCAAAUUUCUAAAAAGAAAACAUCCGAAAAGAACAAAUAUAUCGUAAAGGGAGAGAGAGAGAGAGUGAGAGUCGUAGGCAAUAACCGAAAACAUAACCUCAAAUCAUGAUAAUACUUAUGAUUAGAUAGAAUUAAACAAACAAGUUUUAAAAAACGUUUCUGUAAAUAUUUUUUUAUCAAAUACACACAAAUCCACACACACACACACACACAAACAACGUCGAACGAUAGAAGGAUGUCAACGAAAAAUUUACUGCCGCUACCUGAGCUAGAGUACGGGGAUCAAAGAGCAUUUAAGCAGAGAACACAAAAUGACGGAUUGCGAUCACGGAAACGACCACCAAAACUCAACCAAAAGCAAAAUGACUCAAUUUACAAUCGCAGUUUAAAUCAUUCCGCACCACAUGCAAUUUCAUUCCGACAAAAUAACACCGCCAACAAUUCGCUAUCUAGUGAUUCGUUGUCGUUGACAAGUUCCGUGUAUCGAUCAAAUUUACGGGAGUCAUAUUUUGAGCAAUGUUUUGAGGUGAUCGAUCGUCUUGGUGUCGGUUCGUUUGGUGAAGUGUUCAAAGUGCGUAGCAAAGAAGAUGGCCAAUUGUAUGCGGUAAAAAAGUCACUUCAAUUGUUUCGCGGUGAAACUUCGCGACAAGAACGCAUCGAAGAGGUUCGGCGAUACGAACAAUUCAGUGAGCACGAUAACUGUAUCACACUGCACAAAGCCUGGGAACAAAACGAUCUAUUGUAUAUGCAGCUGGAACUGUGUAAAUGCAAUUUGGAAACGUACGUUAUGCAAACAAAUGGUUUGCUCAGCGAAAAAGAAGUGUGGAACAUUCUGGUGGAUUUGUUGUUGGCCUUGAAGGCUCUGCACGAUCAAAAUCUCAUUCAUUUGGAUAUCAAACUGGAAAAUAUUAUGAUUAGCGAAGAUAAUGUAUGCAAACUUGGUGACUUUGGCUUAGUUGCUGACCUACGUGGGCCAAAUUUGGGAAAUUCAUCGGAAGGUGAUUGCAGAUACAUUGCACCCGAAACACUUCAACAUAGUUUUACAAAAGCAGCGGAUAUCUUUAGUCUCGGCAUUACAAUCCUUGAGCUCGCCUCCAAAUUAGAACUGCCGAAAAAUGGUUACUUAUGGCACACAUUGCGAAGCGGAAUUUUGCCUGACCAUUUUCUACCACAUUUAUCUCCUGAUCUACAAAAUGUCAUCAAAUCUAUGAUGCACCCGAGACCAGAACAAAGACCAAACGUUGACGCAUUGUUGGCGGUACCGCAAAUUAAGAAAAUUCUGCAUCGUCGUCGCUGGAUGAAACCCUUUGUCAGAGUCAAAAAAAUUUCACGGAAUUUAAUGGGCCGAUUGCAUGCACUGAAGAUGUACAUAGUGAAUUUCUUUGUGUCGCUGUUCUCCUUUUUCAAACUGAAGCAUCUCAAAAGACCGAACCAGCCGCAUAACAUUGCGCUGACAUCAACACCAACCGCACCAACAAUUGCCAUUCAACCCACGUCCGACGACUCUUUCUUACGAUUAGACGAUUCGGAGAUUGAUUUCGAAGAAUCUCCAAGUAAUCGAAGCAUCAACAGAUCACAUGGAAAGCCGCCCGAAUCACUUAUUGUUAAUUCAACACCAUUAAAUCAUUACAAUUCCCAGGGCAGUUUUCGACGAAGCCGCAUCAUCGGAGAAAUCUCUCGAACUAGUUUGGUGUUCGACGAUAGUGACAGUCAUCACGGUAGUUCAAUUGUAAACGGAGUGUCACCACUCAAACGAAAGAAAUUGUUCGAAUGCUCGGACGAUUCAGACUGAUACGCAAAACAAACAAAUAAAACUGAAAAUUUAAAAAGAAAAAAAACCCAUUGAAUCAGGAAACUUCAGAAGAAUUAAUUCUAGAGAGUAAUGAACCUAGGCGAUCGAAAUGUAUCGUUUCUAAUUUCAUAACCCACCAAAACACGCACAAAUCUAAUCUCGUCGAUGGACUAACCAGUACCUUAUCCCAAAUCAAGAAAACAAAAUCAAAUCAAACACAACUCAUUCGAUCUCUCACUCGCAAUGGUGGAAUGGAUUGAGUUAGACUUAGUUUAUAUAUAUGUUAUCGACACGCAUUGUAUUUAAUACGACAGAAUGUGUUGUCCAAUUCUAAUCUAUUGAAAUUCAUUGUAAGCGUACGGUAGAAAGAGGAGUAAAAACAGAGGACGUUUUAAAUGAUGGUUUCAUGUACAGAAAGAAAAAACUGGAUUUAAAUCCCUUUAUACUUUUUUUUUGAUAUUUUUUAUACAAUUUUGUUCAAUUCAUUUUGUGAUAACAUUCGGAAGAAAAUUUACCAUUUAUAUAAAGAAACAUAAAAUAAAAAAAAAAAACAAAUUGAUCUGAAACUAAACAAAA